Nanorana parkeri is the source of this 1775-nucleotide messenger RNA. RefSeq names its product prolyl 4-hydroxylase subunit alpha 2 (gene P4HA2). Gene Ontology annotation, biological process: peptidyl-proline hydroxylation to 4-hydroxy-L-proline. The record is from RefSeq and is a predicted model, not a curated record. Gene Ontology annotation, cellular component: endoplasmic reticulum. Bases 16 to 1632 code for a protein of 538 amino acids. NCBI's taxonomy places the organism in Eukaryota, Metazoa, Chordata, Amphibia, Anura, Dicroglossidae. Gene Ontology annotation, molecular function: L-ascorbic acid binding; protein binding; procollagen-proline 4-dioxygenase activity. The transcript has 14 exons.
CUGAAAAAAGUGAAGAUGAAGUUCUUUGGCAUCUGUCUGCUUCUCACAGGUAUCUUCUGCCAGUGGCUUGUCCAAGCAGAGUUUUUCACAUCUAUUGGUCAAAUGACAGACUUGAUAGACAAAGAAAGAGAUCUUGUACAGUCUCUGAAAGAAUACAUUCGGGAAGAAGAAGAACGGCUGGGAAAAAUCAAAAGCUGGGCCUCCCAAGUAGAAGAUCUUUUGAGUAAAUCUACUCUUGAUCCAGAGGGAUUUCUUGCUCAUCCUGUGAAUGCCUACAAACUGGUGAAGAGGCUCAAUACAGGUUGGCUUUCUCUGGAGAACUUGGUGCUUCAAGAUGUGUCAAAAGGCUUUAUUGCAAACCUCACUUUUCAAAGGGAAUUCUUUCCAAGUGAAGAAGAUGAGACUGGAGCAGCCAAAGCAUUAAUGCGUCUCCAAGACACUUACAAACUGGAUCCUUAUGUUAUAGCAAAAGGAAUAUUGCCAGGAACAAAAUAUGUUUCAUCUUUAUCUGUGGAUGAUUGCUUUGGUAUGGGAAAAAUAGCCUACCAUGAGAGUGACUAUUAUCAUACUGUGCUAUGGAUGCAAGAAGCUCUAAAAUUGCUGGAAGAAGGGGAAGAAUCGACCACCAUUUCUAAAGUGGAUGUUCUAGACUACCUCAGUUACACAGUCUUUCAGCUCGGUGACAUCUCCAGAGCAGUGGAGCUUACAAGAAAAUUGUUACUGCUGGAUUCCAGCCAUGACCGAGCUGGCAGUAACCUCCGAUAUUUUGAAAAGUUGCUAGAGAAAGAGAGAACUGAAGAGAAAGUAAACAGGACAUCAGACACCGAGCCACACAAGCCACGUACUGAUGUCUACAGCAGGCCUCAAGAUUAUCUGCCUGAGCGCGAGACCUACGAAGCUCUGUGCCGCGGAGAGGGAGUGAGAAUGACUUCCAAAAGGCAGAAGAGGCUUUUCUGUCGCUAUCAUGAUGGAAACCGAAAUCCAACCCUGAUCUUGAGUCCUGUUAAAGAGGAAGAUGAGUGGGAUAGUCCUCGCAUUGUCCGAUAUCUUGAUGUUUUAACCAGUGAAGAAAUAGAGAGGAUUAAGGAGUUGGCAAAGCCCAGAUUAGCAAGAGCAACUGUGCGGGAUCCAAAAACUGGAGUUCUUACAACAGCCAAUUAUAGAGUUUCUAAAAGUGCCUGGUUGGAAGAGUAUGAAGACCCAGUUAUUGUUCAUGUAAAUAAGCGCAUGCAGGCUAUUACGGGGCUAACGAUUGACACUGCAGAAUUGUUACAGGUUGCAAACUAUGGCAUGGGAGGCCAAUAUGAGCCACAUUUUGAUUUUUCAAGGAAAGAGGAACCUGAUGUAUUCAAGCGUUUAGGGACUGGCAAUCGUGUUGCAACCUUUUUGAAUUACAUGAGUGAUGUGGGAGCUGGAGGAGCCACAGUGUUUCCAGACUUUGGAGCAGCAAUCUGGCCUAGGAAGGGGACCGCUGUGUUCUGGUACAACCUUUUUAGAAGUGGAGAAGGGGAUUACAGAACUCGACAUGCAGCUUGUCCAGUAUUAGUAGGAAGUAAAUGGGUUUCAAAUAAAUGGUUCCAUGAAAGAGGACAAGAAUUCCUAAGGCCAUGUGGAUUAACAGAAGUUGACUGACAUGCAGUCAUUGUCUUAUUGCAAUUUGUUUUGUUUUUUUGCUCUUUCUUUUUAGAUAUGUUUUACUGUUUUCUCUAAUUCACUCCUGGUAUCCAGUGUGGUGAAGUUAAGAACAUUUGCCUAAACAAAAAAAGUAUUAUUGG